AAAACUUAACAUAAGUUUUUCUCGUAUCUCAGGUCCUCCUUUGCCAGAGCAGUGUGUCGCCAGUGGCGAUGGUCUCUCGGGUGGCGAAGCUGGAACGAAUCUAGAGUUCAACAUCUCAGCAUACGAUCGGUUUCGCAAUCCUUGUGCUCCCGGCGCCAUCUCUUUCAGCGUCCAGUUCGAUCCACCGUUCGCAAGCAUGGCCGCAACUUGGGUUGGAGGCCAGGACUUCUCGGUGAAUUAUACCAUCUGGAAGGCUCAAAACUACAGCAUGACUGUCAUAGCGGUGGGUUCCGACGCUCAAGUGCCACUCCCAGGCAGUCCUUUCCCUGUCACCAUUUAUCCAGGGCCGCCGGACACGACCGUUGCUUAUGUCACCGGCGAAGGGGUGUCAAUUCUAGCAUCGGUGCUUAAAUGGAACGAAGUCGUGGUGAUCAUGGUGGACGUCUUCGAGAAUCCAGUGACGGUGGACAGCUCCGGCUUUAAACUCAGUGUCACGGGACCUGGAGCUUCCACUUAUCGGAGCUUCGUCCUUCUUUCGCCAGGGAAGUAUCUUGCCUCGUACAAGGUCCCUUCGCAAGGAUUUUACGCGGUCACGGUCUCGUACGAGGAUCUCCUUCUUCCCGAGUGUCCGCUCAACGUAUCUGUUGGAUCUGUUAAAGAGACAGCCAAAGAUUUCAGAGCCACGAUUUCACCUAACACCAGUCUACCUGCUGGAGAGGACGUGACCGUCACCAUCUUUGCGAAUUACACGACCAACAAGCCAAUGAAAUUCAUAGUCGAGUUGGCGUCGGAAGAGCUUACGGUGGGACUGAUACCCGACGAAAGCAAUGGGAAGUAUUCUGCGACUAUCAACGCUACGCUCUCGGGCUCGUACAUUGCUGACAUUACCCUCUAUGGUUCGCAAAUCAAAGGGACUUACACUCUGCAAGUCAAACCAGGUGCUGUUCACGUUCCUCUCUGCGCUGUUAUAGAGAUGGCCGCAGAGAGCAUAGCUACAACCGGGGUUCCAAAGCAAGUGAGAGUCCAAACCAGGGAUAAAUUCGGCAACAAUGCUUAUAGCGACGUUGACGAGAAUGGAAACACUGUGACCUUCGUCAUGAUCCUCUCGGGCCCAACCAUGGAGGAGUUUUCGAUGGACUACGUAUCAGAAGGGAUGUUCGUCGGUAACUUUGUGGCUCGCGAGCCCGGCAUUUAUGACCUCUCCAUCAUGGCUGGCCUUGUGGAUAUCAGCGGCAGCCCGUUCAUGGUAACUGUGUCUUAGAGAAGAGGCUUGGAAAUUU
This is a messenger RNA of Selaginella moellendorffii, 1280 nucleotides long. RefSeq names its product filamin-B-like. Lineage: Eukaryota; Viridiplantae; Streptophyta; Lycopodiopsida; Selaginellales; Selaginellaceae. The record is from RefSeq and is a predicted model, not a curated record. Bases 197 to 1261 code for a protein of 354 amino acids. The transcript has 4 exons. Gene Ontology annotation, molecular function: actin filament binding. Gene Ontology annotation, biological process: actin cytoskeleton organization.